CCGGCUCAGUCGCGGGCGAGCGGCGCGGGCGGCCGGAGUGCCAGGCAGGCCAUGGCCACCACCAGCACCACGGGCUCCACCCUGCUGCAGCCCCUCAGCAACGCCGUGCAGCUGCCCAUCGACCAGGUCAACUUUGUAGUGUGCCAACUCUUUGCCUUGCUAGCAGCCAUUUGGUUUCGAACUUACCUACAUUCAAGCAAAACUAGCUCUUUUAUAAGACAUGUCGUUGCUACCCUUUUGGGCCUUUAUCUUGCACUUUUUUGCUUUGGAUGGUAUGCCUUACAUUUUCUUGUACAAAGUGGAAUCUCCUACUGUAUCAUGAUCAUAAUAGGAGUGGAGAACAUGCACAAAUAUUGUUUUGUGUUUGCUUUGGGUUACCUCACAGUAUGCCAAAUUACUAGAGUCUAUAUCUUUGAUUAUGGACAAUAUUCUGCGGAUUUUUCAGGCCCAAUGAUGAUAAUUACCCAGAAGAUCACUAGUUUGGCUUACGAAAUUCAUGAUGGGAUGUUUCGAAAGGAAGAAGAGCUGACCCCGUCACAGAGAGGCUUAGCUGUGAGACGCAUGCCGAGCCUUCUGGAGUAUUUAAGUUACAACUGUAACUUCAUGGGUAUCCUGGCAGGCCCACUCUGCUCUUACAAAGACUACAUCACUUUCAUUGAAGGCAGAUCGUACCAUAUGACACAAUCAGGUGAACACGGAAAAGAAGAGAUACAGUAUGAAAAGACAGAGCCAUCUCCAAAUAUUGCAGUCAUUCAGAAGCUCUUAGUCUGUGGCCUUUCCUUGUUAUUUCACUUGACCGUCUCUAAGACGUUACCUGUGGACUAUAACAUUGACGAGCAUUUUCAAGCUACAGCUUCAUGGCCGACCAAGGUUAUCUAUCUAUACGUCUCUCUUUUGGCUGCCAGACCCAAAUACUAUUUUGCAUGGACGUUAGCUGACGCUAUCAAUAAUGCGGCGGGCUUUGGAUUCAGAGGAUACGACAAAAAUGGAGCAGCUCGUUGGGACUUAAUCUCCAACCUGAGAAUUCAGCAAAUAGAGAUGUCAACAAGUUUCAAGAUGUUUCUCGAUCAUUGGAAUAUUCAGACAGCUCUUUGGCUCAAAAGGGUGUGUUAUGAGCGCACCUCCUGGAGUCCAACCAUCCAGACGUUCAUCCUCUCUGCCAUUUGGCACGGGGUGUACCCAGGCUAUUACCUGACUUUUCUCACGGGAGUGGUGAUGACGUUGGCGGCACGAGCUGUGAGAAAUAACUUUAGACAUCAUUUCCUCGAACCUCCCCAACUUAAGCUAUUGUACGAUGUCAUGACGUGGAUAGUGACUCAGAUAGCGAUAAGUUACACAGUUGUGCCCUUCGUUCUUCUUUCUGUGAAGCCAUCAUUCAUGUUUUACAGCUCCUGGUAUUACAGCCUUCACUUUGCUGGUAUCUUAGUAUUAUUGUUGUUGCCGGUGAAAAAAACUCAAAGAGGAAAGAAUACACAUGAAAACGUUCAGCUGUCACGAUCCAAAAAGUUUGAUGAAAGAGAAAAUUCUUUGGGACAGAAUAGUUUUUCCACAACAAACAAUGUUUGCAAUCAGAAUCAAGAAAUAGCCUCUAGACAUUCAUCAUUAAAGCAAUGAUGGGGAAAGCACUCUGAUGGCUAUUUUUUGUAUGUUAACAGAAACCAAUCUUAGCACCUUUCAAGGGGUUUGUGUCUGUUGGGAAAGAGAUCACGUGGGGGGAAAUCGGACAGUUUUAGGUAGGGAACGCCCUGUAUACCAGCUUGAAAAUGGAGUGAAAGACCCCUCCCAUGCCAUGUCCCUGUGGGCCAUGCCUUAUCAAAAAUGUUUCCAUUAUUUCAAUGGGCACUCAGGACCUCAGCAUAUGUCCAUAGGGUCAUAAGUGUGCCCUGCUGCUGAAUGUAUGUUGUGUAUCCCAAGGCACUGAA
Mesoplodon densirostris (Blainville's beaked whale) is the source of this 1922-nucleotide messenger RNA. It is a transcript of the gene MBOAT2, whose product is annotated as membrane bound O-acyltransferase domain containing 2. The record is from RefSeq and is a predicted model, not a curated record. Gene Ontology annotation, molecular function: acyltransferase activity. Gene Ontology annotation, biological process: lipid modification. Gene Ontology annotation, cellular component: membrane. Bases 52 to 1614 code for a protein of 520 amino acids. The transcript has 13 exons. Lineage: Eukaryota; Metazoa; Chordata; Mammalia; Artiodactyla; Ziphiidae.